Messenger RNA from Mollisia scopiformis, 901 nucleotides. RefSeq lists its product as uncharacterized. The record is from RefSeq and is a predicted model, not a curated record. The transcript has 2 exons. Lineage: Eukaryota; Fungi; Ascomycota; Leotiomycetes; Helotiales; Mollisiaceae. Bases 140 to 862 code for a protein of 240 amino acids.
UCACCUUUUCGUUAUACGAAUUCACCUUCCAAACACGUGAUACGCGCUGGACUGGACCCACAUCCGCGUCAAAGAAAGUAUAAUUAACGCACAAUCUUCGCAUCGUCUCUUCUACUUCAUCCGCUGUCAACUUUACAUCAUGAGUAUGACAGCUGAGCAAACUACCACGACGUCCUUCACAUGUUUCCCUCGACUUCCGCCAGAGUUACGCCAAAAGAUUUGGAGAUUCGCUCUUCCGACUUCUCGCAUCGUCCAAGUAUACGGCAACGUUCGACCAUACCUGCCCAGAUUCGAAGUCCUUGGUCGUGGAAAGGGGCAUCCAGAGCCUCUUGCCGUUCUUGCGCACACAUGCCGAGAGUCUUACCACGUCAUGAGAGAAUCCUAUGACCUUCUCUUCCAACAUCAAACUAAGCACGGUAUCUAUUUCAACAGCGAAAAUGACAUUCUCUACAUCCACGAUAGAUAUGCCCAGAUGUUGUUCGUCGAAAGAAACAAGUCCAAAAACGACCAGCAUUACCUCGAGAAACACGCCGUCAGAUAUCUCGCUUUUGGCCGCUGCAUGUGGGGUCGAUAUUGCGAUAGAGAUACCCUUUGGAGUUACGUACCAUAUUAUCAUAUCGGACUACUGGAAAGUUUGACGGGUCUUAAACAUAUCGCAUUCAUUGCCAACGGAUCCCAAGACUUGCGUGGUUUGACGGCCAGCGGUUUAUUCCAGGAAAUUCGCGCGAGGAUGAGAGAUUGUGCUAAUAGUCGGCUUCCACGGCUUCCACUACCGGUCAACUACGAUUUUCCUACGGAGGAUCUUAAGCUUGAGUUGCUUCAAGACGUGACGGACUUUCAAAAAUCGAUUCUUGAUAGUUAGGGACCGGUGGUGAAACUUUUGCGUGGAUUUAGCGGUGUA